AUGCGGCUCCAACGAGUAGCGAUCCUGCUGGGAGUCUUCAUUGUCGCCUGUUUCUCACUUACUCUUCUCCGUGAACGCAAACCGAAAACACCCCCGAUCCCGAGUCACCCUCAAGCUACACCCCCUACGCCACUGAAACCAAUCGAAUACUACCACCAAGCCGCUCAGCAGAGUUCUUACCUUCCUGGAAAAACACACCCCGUCGCCCAAUUAAUCCAAAAUGCAGACCAGCAUUUCGACCAGACACGAUCGCGCCAGUCCCAGACGUUGCAGGAUGCCGUGCGGGAAUACCAGCGUCGCUACAACAUGCACCCUCCGCCGCAUUUCGACAAGUGGUUCGAAUUCGCUCAAGCCAAGGGGGUGAAGAUGAUUGAUGAAUACGAUACAAUUUACCAUUCGCUUCUGCCAUUUUGGGCUCUGGAGCCGCGGACUGUUCGAGCGCGCGCGAGGGAGGCCCUUGGGUUUGAUAACCAGAUGAUGGGGAUUCUUAUUCGCGGGGGUAAGGUUACGCUGGCAGAUGGUGGUGGUGAUGGGUAUAAAUGGCAGCGGGAAGCUACGAUUGGCAUGAUGCAGGGAUUCAUCCAGUAUCUUCCUGAUAUGGAUCUUGUCUUCAACCUCCAUGACGAGCCUCGUGUCGUUUUGCCUAGCGAUGACCUUCAGCGGUUAGUCAACUCCGCCAAGGACCAUGCGGUUCCUGAGUCGUUCGGGAAUCGGUCUCCGGUGAAUUCGUGGUCGCCUAGACCGACGGAUGUGAACAAGGGUGAUCGCAUUGACGAAGUCCGCACGACGCGGUUCAAUCGGUUCGCGCAUCAGCCAACGUGGACGCAUUCAAGAAUCUCCUGUCCUGCGAAUAGUCCUGCUCGUUCGCUCGAAGAGAACCCUGUUGAUAAUACCACUGCCUAUGCGUACGGAGGGCUUGGAUUUAUCUACAAUACCACUGCGGCCUCAGAUAUCUGCAAUACUCCGUCGCUUCGUUACACCUACGGCUUUUUUGAUCGGCCGAAUGCCUUUGAUAUUGUUCACGAUCUGUUUCCGGUGUUCUCACAGAGCAAGAUCUCCAGUUUCCAGGAUAUUGUCUACCCUAGCCCGUGGUAUUGGGCGGACAAAGUUCCGUAUGAAGGGAGGAAAGAUUAUGAGUGGGAUUCAAAACUCGACAAGCUGUACUGGAGAGGCUCGACGACCGGUGGGUUCUCGCGCGCGGGCGGCUGGCGACGACAGCAUCGCCAGCUUUUUGUCAGCAAUGCAAAUGCGCUGGAUACAACCAAGGCCCUGACCCGGGACGAGAAUGGUGCCUGGUCAUCGAAGGAGGUUAGCCGCCGCGAUUACCGUGACCUAUUUGAUGUCAAAUUUACGUUCAUCGGACAAUGCGACCCCGAAGACUGCGCCGCACAAGAAGAAUACUUUGACGUGGCGAAACAUGCCGGUCAGCAGGAUGCCUGGGGAUACAAAUACCUAGUCGACAUUGAUGGAAACGCCUUUAGUGGUCGGUACUAUGCGUUCUUGAAAAGCAACAGCCUGGUCGCCAAGAUCGCUAUCUUCCGCGAAUGGCACGAUGAGUGGAUCAGGCCAUGGGUGCACUACGUACCAUUGGGUUUGCGAGGCGACGAUUAUGUCGAGACAAUGCGGUUUUUCACGGCUGAAGAGGAAGGUCGCAGUGCAGCUCCCCGGAUUGCGCAGCAGAGUCAACAGUGGGCAAAGGAUGUGUUACGAAACGAGGACUUUGAGGUUUGGUUCUUCCGGUUAUUGCUAGAGUAUGGGAGGUUAAUUGAUGAAAAUCGCGACAAACUGGGAUUUGUCCUUUAA
Aspergillus ruber CBS 135680 is the source of this 1803-nucleotide messenger RNA. Its product is annotated as putative capsule-associated protein CAP1. The coding region runs from base 1 to 1803 and encodes 600 amino acids. The transcript has 2 exons. Lineage: Eukaryota; Fungi; Ascomycota; Eurotiomycetes; Eurotiales; Aspergillaceae. The record is from RefSeq and is a predicted model, not a curated record.